This is a messenger RNA of Closterium sp. NIES-67, 2129 nucleotides long. Lineage: Eukaryota; Viridiplantae; Streptophyta; Zygnematophyceae; Desmidiales; Closteriaceae. The record is from the annotation of a GenBank genome assembly.
CCCAGUGCUAGCGUCGCCUGCCUUACCCGAGAGACUACAACACAGUAAAUUCGCGGUCGUACUCCUAGCUUUGUCUGGGGAAGGUGCAAGAGAAGAACGAGUUACUACUAGGCGCGGAAGCAGGACUCAGCACAAUUCUUAGGGAUUUCUAAGGCGUUCCACUUCCAGUAUUUGCAUCGCACGCACAGACAAAACGGCCUCGGUUAAGUGUGUCCUGGUAGACACAAUAGUCGCAACAGAUAGCUCGCACCAUGGCUCGCGUAGUUCUGCUUUCCGUCCUCACCCUUCUCGCACUCUCGUCAACCCUCUCGCUCCCUCGCACCGCUCUAGUCGCCGCCGACUCAGACCGACGGCAGCUAGCGUCCACAGUUGACGGCAGCUUUCAGCUGACCGGUAACCCUGGUCUUCACGACGGCGAGGAUGACGGUUUGGACGACACGGGGCUGCUGAACCUCACGGAGGCGGAGCAGACGGACUUCUUACGUCAGUCCGAAGCGGAAGAGGCCGACUUUCUGCAGUACGAUUCGACAAGCGCGCCGAUUCAACCAAACGACGCGCAGCGCGCGGCUCUUCUCGCGCUCAAGGCCGCCUGGGGGUCGGAUUUCUUCAAGGCGGAGACAUGGUCGGAUGCGGACGGGGAGCAGCAGUGGUGGGGGGUUACUGUAGACGCGGAUGGUGACGUCAUGGCCUUGGAGUUGCCGAACGCGAAUCUGGAAGGCGAAAUUCCCGACGAGCUUACGAAAUUCCAAGAUCUCGUGACGCUGGAUUUGCGCGGGAACAAGCUUUCGGGGAGCAUCCCUACCGGGAUCUUUUCCAACUUGACGUCGCUGCGGGAAAUUUACCUGAGUGAUAAUCGGCUGGAAGGGAAAGUCCCCUGGAUUGAGUUUUUCUACUCCAACGACUCGAAAGUGUCGACGCUACGGCUUGAUGGGAAUAAGUUAGGGGGCAAGAUUCGGCCCAAGGCUUUCGACAACGCGACGUCGCUGCAGGCGCUUUUCCUGGGCAACAACAAGUUUUACGGGAAGAUCCCGAGGAGCCUGGGCAGCUGCAAAGAAAUCUCUGUCAUCGAUCUGAAGAACAACGAGUUUUCGGACCUGAUGCCAACUACUAUCGCGGAUCUUCCCGCGCUUGAAGUUUUGGACGUGAGCGGGAACAAGCUCACGGGAUCGAUUCCCAACUUCCUCGGGCGACUCCCCAGUUUAAUCAACCUCGAUUUAAGCAACAACCUGUUCUCGGGCCUUGUACCGCCUUCAUUCCAACUGUUCUCUCACACGGCCCGUGCGGUCAAAAUCGGGGACAACUUCCUGACUGGGCCUUUGCCUCAGUUUCCCCGCUUCUCUAAAGGCUGCGGCGUUAAUGGUGUAGGAGGCUCGGACAGCACGUCGUGUUACAUGCUUCGGUCUCUUUUGGACUUCGAGGGGAACUUCUUUUACGGGAAUUACUCGCUGGAUAUUCAGCUGCCCGGCUCGGAAAACCUUCCUGCCAUGUCAACAGUCUGCCCGUACGAGUACCCCGAAAGCAUCUACGUGUCGGACAAUUGCCUGAGCUCCACGGAUCUAUGCGAUGUGGAGAAGCAGCGGCCACCGAAGGAGUGCGAGGAGUUUUGCGGGACCGGCAGUCCCGAGGGGCAGUGCGGUGGGAAGGGGGUGUGUGUGCUGAACCCCCUGGAGGGGAGUGCGCAGAAGUUUGUGUGUGAGUGUGACGCAGGGUUUAUUCCCAUGGGGAAUCCUCCCACUUGCGUCAAGGGCUGAUGGGGAGUGCGGGGGGGAUGCCGUGUGGGGUGUUGGGAGGAUCUGGGUAUGAGGGGAAUGGGGAUGUAGGGCUGCGGGUUUGGUGAGGCUUCAGGGAGGGGAGAAUGGUGGAAUCUGGAGGAGAGGGGGGCACGUCGAGGUAUUAGCUCUGAGUGCCAUGCACUUGACUGGUGGUGGGUGGGAGAGUUAAGGGGAGAGGGUUGGUUGGGAAUGGUUGAGACACAUGGAGAAGAUGGGGUGGUUGUAUUGUAUUGGUAUUGUUAUGUAAGAUACUGUAGGGAGACACGUCUGGAAGGCAAAUACCAUAUGUAAACUUGGAGCGUGACACGAUUUCUUGAUGAACACGCAAUAGUUAUCCUUCAUAUGCUAGCAAUUACA